Messenger RNA from Mangifera indica (mango), 1544 nucleotides. Its product is annotated as UPF0481 protein At3g47200-like. Lineage: Eukaryota; Viridiplantae; Streptophyta; Magnoliopsida; Sapindales; Anacardiaceae. The transcript has 2 exons. The record is from RefSeq and is a predicted model, not a curated record. Bases 142 to 1395 code for a protein of 417 amino acids.
AGGGAGAUAGCGUAAGUUUAAGUGACAUACCUAUAUUUCCGUGAUUAAAGGUCACUCUCUGCCAUUGUAUAUUUGGGAGAAGGAGCUCUGGUGCUGUCGACGACACAACGUUUAUUUGUUUCUAGCAAAUUCAUCAGGACAAUGAACUUGAUGUUGACUGCUUCCUCCAAACAUGAGGAUUUGGUGAAAGAGUUGAGAAUUGACAUGGAAAAAAACUUGGAGCCUGAGUUUCAUCCUAAUGAGUGCUGUAUUUAUAGGGUUAAUAAAAGUCUUCGUGAUGUAAAUAAACAAGCCUACACUCCGCAAAUGGUUUCCAUCGGCCCUCUUCACCAUGGGAAUAAAAGAUUGGAAAACAUGGAAAAGAAAAAGAGAAACUAUAUGAAAUGUUUUCUUGAAAAAAGAAUAACAAUUGAGAAACAAGAUGACAUUUUUAGUUUCGUCCAAAUGAAUGAAAAUAAUAUACGUAAUUGCUAUGCAGAGAUAUCUAAACUUAAGAGUCAUGAAUACAUAAUGAUGAUUUUAUAUGAUGUUAUCUUCAUUAUAGAACUAUUCAUAAGGGUGUCUGAGGGUACAAGUGAUUCAAUUUUGUCUACAACAAGUAUAAGACAAACUUUAAUGUUGGACUUGGAAUUACUUGAGAAUCAACUUCCAUACUUUGUCCUUGAAGAAAUACAUAAGUUAGCUUCUUACUCUGACAUGCGUUCCUUCAUGGAUAUUUCUUGUUCUUUCUUUGGAUAUUUUAAUAAUUGUGAGUUGAUUAAAUUAACUCCCGGAUUUUCGGUAAAACAUUUCAUUGAUUGGAAAAGAAGUACUCUACUGGAAAAGUAUAAAGGAUCAAGUAAGAAUGAAGGAUAUAUUGAGGGUAUGCCAUGCGCUACGAAGCUACAUGAGUCUGGAGUGAAGUUUAAGAAAACUGAACAAGAACGCAAGCCAUUAUUUAAAAAGGAUGGACAUGAGUUGCAACUACCACAUAUAGAAAUAGUCGAUGGGCAUGAAUGUAUGCUUAGAAAUGUUAUAGCUUUGGAGCAACACCUUUAUCCAAAAGAUACUCAUAUUUGCAAUUACGUUCAACUAAUGGAUUGCCUUAUCGACGAUGAAAAGGAUGUGGAUUUGCUUGUUGGGAGUGGAAUUAUUUCUAAUAGUUUGGGUGACAAUUCUUCAGUAGCAAAUAUGUUUAACAAACUUGGUCAAAAUAUCAAUCUAAGCAGAUCUUUUUACUAUGACAUGUGUGAAGAGCUUAAAGUACACUGUGACAAUCGUUGGAACAAAGCGAUGGCAACGUUAAGAAGAGUUUAUUUCAGCAACUUGUGGAGAGGCACUGGAACUAUUGCGGCAGUUAUACUUCUACUGUUAACUGUCAUGCAAACCAUAUGUUCUAUCUUACAAGUCGUGUAAUUUUCAUUUAUAUCUGCAACCGUCUUGCAUUUCAGUUGUUUCAAUCUGAAUAAUGAUCAAAAGCUAAAGUGUAAUUUUCAUUUAUACUUGUACCUGUAUUGCAUGUCAGUUGUUUCAUUAUGAAUAAUAAUCAAAAGCUAGCUUUCUCA